Molecule: messenger RNA, 1284 nt
Organism: Dictyostelium purpureum
Lineage: Eukaryota; Evosea; Eumycetozoa; Dictyosteliales; Dictyosteliaceae
Exons: 3
Coding region: 1-1284 (427 amino acids)
Biological process (GO): actin cytoskeleton organization
Cellular component (GO): cell junction; cortical actin cytoskeleton; cell projection
Molecular function (GO): actin filament binding
Source: RefSeq, a predicted model, not a curated record
AUGUCAACUUCAUCACACGAAGGUAGCACAACCACUGGAAUGAGUCAAACCCAAAUCGCUCAAAAUAGAUGGGAGCAAGCACAAGAAAAGGCAUUCUUAAAUUGGGUAAAUUCAUUAUUAGUAAAAAAAAAUUUAAAAAUUGAAAAUAUAGCCACUGAUUUUUCAGAUGGCACCAAAUUAAUUUAUUUCUUAGAGUUGGUAUCAAAUAAAAAAUGUAGAAGAAAGUUUAAUCCAGAACCAAAAGAUAAAAUUAAUAGAAUUCAAAAUAUUUCAAUUGCAUUAUGGUUUAUUGAAGAGGAUUUAAAUAUUAAAAAUAGAAGUAUAGGAGCAGAGGAUUUUUAUGAUGGUAAUAAAAAGAUGAUAUUUGGAUUUUUAUGGUCAUUAUAUAGAAAGUUUAGAAUUUUAGGUAUUAGAGCAGACGGAAAUACAAGCGGCAGUGGAGGAGAGCAAGAUUUAUCCUCAUCAGGUAUAGCUCAAGAGCAAAUCGAAGCAGAGAAUAAUUUAUUAAAAUGGUGCUCCAAUUUAACUGGUAUCAAUGUCACACAAUUCAAGAAUGGAUUUAAAGACGGAAUGGCCUUUUUAUCGAUGGCAAAACAAUUAUCAAGUGACCAAUCAUCCACAUCUUUAUUUGACGAUUUAGCAGGCAGUGGUGUCGACUCUAUUGCACGUUUGAAUGCAGUUUUCGAUUUCGCCGAAAAGAACUUAAACAUCCCUAAGCUUUUAGAUGCCGAAGAUUUAGUUAAUGGAAUGGUAGACGACCGUACUGUGAUGUUAUACACCUCUAUGUUUUACAAUGCCUAUGAAGUUAAAAAGAAAAAACAAAAGAGUGAAACCGAGAUCUUGAUGGAGCAUGUCAAAGAGGUUGUAGAAAAAGAGCAAGUUUCAAUCAAAAAGAUGUUUGAACUCGAAGAUCAAUUACAAAUGUACACUGAAGAGUUACGUAUUCAACGUUUUGAACGUAUGGUAAUGGAAAAAAUGGUACGUGAUCAAGAGAACCAAAAGUUCCUUUCAAAUCUCCUCUUACUUCGUGACCAAUUAGAAGACCACCAAAUUAAAUUAUGUAAACUACAACAAAAGGUUCAAGAAGAAGCCUCUGGUAAACGUGCUCCAUUAUGGGGUGCUCCACAAAUUUCAGCUGAUCUCUCAAAAGAUCAAUAUGAACAAGUUCAAAUUUUAGGUGACCUUUUAGAAGAAGAGUCAAAUCGUAUUAAUAGAAUAGUUCAACUCGAAGAAGUUAAACCAAUUCAAUUUUUAAAAAAAAAUCAACAAAUUCAAAAUAAUUAA